This is a messenger RNA of Lucilia sericata (common green bottle fly), 1463 nucleotides long. RefSeq lists its product as uncharacterized. The transcript is spliced from 3 exons. Bases 132 to 1379 code for a protein of 415 amino acids. The record is from RefSeq and is a predicted model, not a curated record. NCBI's taxonomy places the organism in Eukaryota, Metazoa, Arthropoda, Insecta, Diptera, Calliphoridae.
AAAUUAUUAUCCAAAUAAGAAACAUUAUUGUGCAAUCGGUCUCUGUGUUAAGUACACAAAAAUUCAUUUUAUUAAUACAAAAAAUUAUUAAAUUUAUUUUGUGAUAUACAUACAAUUCAAAUUUAUUAUAAAUGUCUACUGAACAAAGUGCUACAGCAGAUUCCACACCCACCAUUCCAACAUGGGUUGAGGCAUCAUUAUUUGAACCGGCUCUAAAAGAUAUGAUACCGAGCUUUAAGCAAAUUAAGGAAUUUAAGGCGGAUAAAGCAUUGGGGGCUGGUGAGAAUUACAAUACUGUAGUAUUACAUUUGGAUAUUGCUGUUGAAUUAAAUGAUGGCACUUCCAAAUCAGUCUCCUUAAUAUUGAAAACUGCUCAUGAUAAUGAAAUGUUCCGUAUGAUGAUGCAAUUUAACAAUGUUUUCGACAUAGAGACCACCAUGUACAAAGAAGUCGUGCCAGAAUUAGAGCAACUAUAUAAAGAAGCUGGUCUAGAUUUAACAUUUGGUGCCAAAUUCUAUGAACUUUCUACAAAUAAUCCAUAUAUUUUACUAGAAGAUUUAAGAGUUAAAGGUUUUAAAAAUGAAAAUCGUGUGGAAGGUUUAGAUAUGGAUCAUACAAAGGCAGUGCUCAAGAAAUUAGCACAAUGGCAUGCGGCCUCAGCUGUACGUGUAGCUGUUAAAGGACCCUACAGUCGCGUUGUGAGUAACGGUGCAUUUAAAGAGGAAAUGCGUGAUAUGAUGAAGGCCAUGUUUGCUAGCAUGUAUCCGAUAUUCAUGGAAGUUAGUAAGAAAUUUGAAGGUGAUGAAGAAUAUUUCGAAGCCAUGUGCAAUAUGCAAACAAAUAUAAUCGAGGAAAUGAUCAAGGGCAUGAAGGUUGAUGCCAAUGAGUUUAAUGUUCUUAAUCAUGGUGAUUGUUGGUCCAACAAUGUUAUGUUUCAACAUGAUGCUUUUGGUAAAAUCAAGGAAACAUAUUUAAUUGAUUUUCAAAUGCCUAAAUAUGGUUCGCCCGCUCAAGAUUUAUACUAUUUUCUAUUAUCUUCCGCUAAAUAUGAAAUUAAAAUUAAACAAUUUGAUUAUUUCAUCAAAUACUAUCAUGAACAAUUGGUUGAACAUUUAAAAAUGCUAAAUUAUAGCAAGAAAAUACCUGCCUUAAGGGAUAUUCACAUCAUGCUUUACAAAUAUGGUUUAUGGGGUUAUACUACUGCAAAUACUACCAUGGCUGGAGCUCUUUUAGAUCCAACAGAGCUUGCUGGCACUGACAAUUUGGUAUCCAAUACUGAUGCUGGUAUACAAUUUAAAAUACAAUUACUUUCCAAUCCACGUUAUCGUCAACACAUGAAAUUGGUCUUGCCCUGGCUAUAUAAUCGUGGUGCAUUUUAAUGAAUAACAUGUUUUUAAUAUUUUAUAAUGAAGUAUAAAUGUUUUGUAUUUAUCAUGUAUUAAAGAAUAAUUAUAUAUAAUGUA